GCGGGGCUCAUGUCGGAGGACUGCGGGCGGACAGCAGCCCUGGCGGCCGGGAGGACUCGAAAAGGCCCGGGGGAAGAGGGACUGGUGAGCCCCGAGGGAGCGGGGGACGAGGACUCGUGCUCCUCUUCGGCCCCGCUGUCCCCCUCGUCGUCGCCCCGGUCCAUGGCCUCGGGUUCCGGCUGCCCCCCUGGCAAGUGUGUGUGCAACAGCUGCGGCCUGGAGAUCGUGGACAAAUACCUUCUCAAGGUGAAUGACCUGUGCUGGCAUGUCCGGUGUCUCUCCUGCAGCGUCUGCAGAACCUCCUUAGGAAGGCACACCAGCUGUUAUAUUAAAGACAAAGACAUUUUCUGCAAACUUGAUUAUUUCAGAAGGUAUGGAACUCGCUGCUCUCGUUGUGGAAGGCACAUCCAUUCUACUGACUGGGUCCGGAGGGCCAAGGGGAAUGUCUAUCACUUAGCGUGCUUUGCCUGCUUCUCUUGCAAAAGGCAACUUUCCACAGGAGAGGAGUUUGCUUUGGUGGAAGAAAAAGUCCUCUGCAGAGUGCAUUAUGACUGCAUGCUGGAUAAUUUAAAAAGAGAAGUGGAAAAUGGUAAUGGGAUUAGUGUGGAAGGCGCCCUCCUCACAGAGCAAGAUGUUAAUCAUCCAAAACCAGCAAAAAGAGCUCGGACCAGCUUUACAGCAGAUCAACUCCAGGUUAUGCAAGCACAAUUUGCUCAGGACAACAACCCAGAUGCACAGACCCUCCAAAAACUGGCAGAAAGGACAGGCUUGAGCAGACGUGUGAUACAGGUGUGGUUUCAGAAUUGUAGAGCACGCCACAAGAAACAUGUCAGUCCUAAUCACUCCUCCUCUGCCCCAGUCACAGCAGUCCCACCCUCCAGGCUGUCUCCACCUAUGUUAGAAGAAAUGGCUUAUUCGGCCUACGUGCCCCAGGAUGGGACGAUGUUAACUGCGCUGCAUAGUUAUAUGGAUGCUCAUUCACCAACAACUCUUGGACUCCAGCCCUUGUUACCCCAUUCAAUGACACAACUGCCAAUAAGUCAUACCUAA
Messenger RNA from Cynocephalus volans (Philippine flying lemur), 1050 nucleotides. RefSeq names its product LIM homeobox 8 (gene LHX8). Gene Ontology annotation, biological process: forebrain neuron development; neuron differentiation; regulation of transcription by RNA polymerase II. The record is from RefSeq and is a predicted model, not a curated record. Bases 10 to 1050 code for a protein of 346 amino acids. Gene Ontology annotation, cellular component: nucleus. NCBI's taxonomy places the organism in Eukaryota, Metazoa, Chordata, Mammalia, Dermoptera, Cynocephalidae. The transcript has 8 exons. Gene Ontology annotation, molecular function: DNA-binding transcription factor activity, RNA polymerase II-specific; RNA polymerase II transcription regulatory region sequence-specific DNA binding.